AGCGACGCGACAUCGGCACCCGGACCCGGUUUUCUGCGGCAGCCUUGGGGACCGAGCUCCUCUAACCGCAUCCGCAGCGUCCUGGAAGCUCUGAGGACCCAGGGAGGGGAGGACCCCGCGAAGGCUGCGACGAUCCCUCGGGGCCAUGGACUCGGACGCCAGUCUGGUGUCUAGCCGGCCGUCGUCGCCGGAGCCCGAUGACCUUUUCCUGCCGGCCCGAAGCAAGGGCAGCGGGGGCGGCGCCUUCACGGGGGGCACCGUGUCGUCGUCCACGCCGAGCGACUGCCCGCCGGAUCUGAGCGCCGAGCUGCGCGGCGCCAUGGGCGCGGCGGGCGCGCACCCGGGGGACAAGCUGGGCGGCGGCGGCGGCGGCGGCUUCAAGUCCUCCUCGUCCAGCACCUCUUCAUCCACGUCGUCGGCGGCCGCGUCGUCCACCAAGAAGGACAAGAAACAGAUGACGGAGCCCGAGCUGCAGCAGCUGCGCCUCAAGAUCAACAGCCGCGAACGCAAGCGGAUGCACGACCUCAACAUCGCCAUGGACGGGCUGCGCGAGGUCAUGCCUUACGCGCACGGCCCGUCGGUGCGCAAGCUCUCCAAGAUCGCCACGCUGCUGCUGGCGCGCAACUACAUCCUCAUGCUCACCAACUCGCUGGAGGAGAUGAAGCGACUGGUGAGCGAGAUCUACGGAGGCCACCACGCUGGCUUCCACCCGUCGGCCUGCGGCGGCCUGGCGCACUCGGCGCCCCUGCCCGCAGCCACGGCUCAUCCGGCGGCCGCGGCGCACGCGGCGCACCACCCAGCCGUGCAUCAUCCCAUUCUGCCUCCGGCCGCCGCCGCCGCCGCCGCCGCUGCGGCCGCCGCCGCGGUGUCCAGCGCCUCCCUGCCCGGCUCUGGGCUGUCGUCGGUCGGCUCCAUCCGGCCCCCUCACGGCCUGCUCAAGUCUCCGGCGGCGGCGGCGGCGGCGGCAGNAAGGGUCGUCCCCGGCCCAGGGACUUGCGGUCCCCGUGUUCUGAAGCGAUUCCAUUUUCUCUCUGCUGAGAGGCGGUCGUCCACCCGCAUCCGUCUGCGGACCAGCGACGCGAGGCCCUCUCGGCCCGGCAUCGCCACGUGGUUCCUGGCAGAGCGCUGCGGGCGCUUGUGGCGCGGGUUCCACUCACCCUUCGCUCCCUUCCCUGCGCUACGCACGGCCCUCCCCCGGCUCCCCCGCCGACCUUGA
Odocoileus virginianus texanus is the source of this 1216-nucleotide messenger RNA. It is a transcript of the gene OLIG2, whose product is annotated as oligodendrocyte transcription factor 2. Lineage: Eukaryota; Metazoa; Chordata; Mammalia; Artiodactyla; Cervidae. Gene Ontology annotation, biological process: axon development; oligodendrocyte differentiation; positive regulation of transcription by RNA polymerase II. The record is from RefSeq and is a predicted model, not a curated record. Gene Ontology annotation, cellular component: nucleus. Gene Ontology annotation, molecular function: DNA-binding transcription factor activity, RNA polymerase II-specific; protein dimerization activity; E-box binding.